Molecule: messenger RNA, 2781 nt
Organism: Aureobasidium musti
Lineage: Eukaryota; Fungi; Ascomycota; Dothideomycetes; Dothideales; Saccotheciaceae
Source: the annotation of a GenBank genome assembly
AUGAACGCCUACUCGACUGGGCGCAUUGGUCAACACCAUAUCGUUCUAGCCCACAUGCCUCGCAUGGGUACAACUAGCGCAGCCAGCGUAGCAACCGGGCUCCGCCUGAGCUUUGAGAGAAUCAGACUUGCUCUCGUUGUCGGUGUCUGUGGUGCCGCACCUCUUGGAAGACCCAUUAUUCUUGGAGAUGUCAUCAUAUCCGACUCAGUCGUCGAAUUCGACUUCGGCAGACAAUAUCCGAAUCGUUUUGAGAGAAAGCGCGGUCUCAAAGACACACUUGGUAGCCCAAAUACAGAAAUCAGAGCGCUUCUCAACAAGCUUGAAACACUAUCUGUGCGCCAGAGGAUGGAGAAGACAAUACUACAGAAUCUCGCAAGAUUGCAAGAGAAGAGUAAUACAGCCAGAUAUCCAGGUGCCGAGCACGACAGACUUUUCGCUGCUUCAUACCGUCAUAUGCAUCAAGAUAUUUCAUCGCAUGGUUGCAGGGCUUGUAUAAAUGCUCUAUCAACCAACGAUCUGAUAUGUGACGACGCACUCGAGUCAGACUGUGACAUGCUGGGUUGCAACGGACUUGUAGUUCUGGAGAACUCGGUUCGAGGCGCGCGUCUUAACUCAGAGAACCCUGCGCCUUUGGUACACAUAGGCACGAUUGGCUCAGCCAAAAUGGUCAUGAAAUCUGGCGAACACCGUGACGCUGUUGCUCUUGAUAGUAACAUAAUCGCUUUCGAGAUGGAAGGAGCUGGUGUGUGGGACACCUUGCCUUGUGUCGUCGUGAUCAAAGGUGUUUGCGACUAUGCCGAUAGCCAUAAAAAUAGCAUAUGGCAAGAAUAUGCAGCCGCAACAGCGGCCUCAGCUGCAAAGGCAUUUCUAGAUCAUUGGACUUCCAGACAGCACGACAUAAUUUCGGAAGGUUCCACCAGGAAACGACAGUUCUCGCUCAGUGCUGAAGACGACUUCAACGCCCGGAAUGGAGCUCACCGCAUGCCGCCUUCGGAGAGGCAGAAUGCUAUGAUAUCAGCCCUGUCCAUGAAGGACCACACCAGCACAGACUCCCAGCCUCCAGCGCUCGUGGACCUUGAUGCACGAAAAAUCAAAUUAGAGUCUCUGAGUUAUGAACAGCUUGAUGCUCGUCAGGCCACUAUCAAGACUGCUCACGCUGCUACAUGUGAGUGGCUGUUAAGCGAACCAAAGUACCUGGAUUGGCAGAGUGAGAAUAAUACUCCUGAGCACCAUGGUUUCUUAUGGAUAAAAGGGAAGCCUGGCGCAGGUAAAUCGACAAUUAUGAAGUUUGCCUACAACAAUGCGNAAAAGAAUGCAAGAGGCUCAGUAGUCAUUUCUUACUUCUUCAACGCUAGAGGCGAAUCCCUGGAAAAGUCUACUAUUGGAAUGUACCGAUCGCUAUUGUUUCAGCUGCUCAGCGAUGUCCCUCGGCUUCAGGAGAUCCUUGACACAAGAGAAGCACUUAAUUUGCAGGCUGUGUCUCCCCACUCAUGGACAGUCGAAACCUUACGAUUGCUUUUUCGUCGAGCUAUCAGGAAACUCAGAAAUCAACGUCUGACUUGUUUCGUUGACGCAAUUGAUGAGUGUCAGAACAACGAAGACCAAGUGCGAGAGAUGGUCUGCUUCUUUGAGGCAUUAGGAGAAUGUGCAAUCACAGAGAAAACACGAUUCUUUGUGUGCUUUUCCAGUCGACACUAUCCGCAUAUCACUAUCGACAAAUGUGUCGAGCUGAUUCUCGAAGCUCAGCCAGGUCAUUCGGAGGAUAUCACAAAAUACAUCAGUUCUAGACUCAAGGUUGGACGUAGUAAACGUGCUGAACAGAUCAAGUCUGAAAUGCACGAGAACGCGCAAGGUGUUUUUCUGUGGGUGGUACUUGUUGUGCCCAUGCUCCAAAAAGCUUACGAUCACGGCCAAGUGCACGCUCUUGGCGAAUGUCUCAAGGGAAUUCCAAAGGGCCUUGACGAAUUGUUCGAGGAUAUCCUGAAGAGAGACGCCGAGAAUAUGGAGAAUCUGAAGGCCUGUUUGAAAUGGAUAUUGUACGCAGAUCGACCACUGAGCCCCCAAGAACUCUACUUCGCCAUUUUAUCUACAUCCAGUUCAGCUACCGUCACGAUAUGGGAUUCCGAGGAAGUCACAAUCGCAGAUAUCAACAGAUUCAUCCUGAGCUCGUCCAAGGGCCUUGCUGAGCCAACGAGGAGCAAAACUCCAACCAUACAAUUCAUCCAUGAAUCUGUGAGAGAUUUCCUUCUUAAGGACAGUGGUUCGGCACUACAAGCAGACAUAGGUCUUGCCUCGGCAGGCCCUAUACAUGACCUUCUCAAGCAAUCUUGUCAGCGCUAUUUGGUCAGCAUCCCAUUGGACAACAUUGGAGAAUUUUCUCGUGAAAACGAAAUCAAGUUUCCGUUCUUAAAAUAUUCAAUCCACAAUGUCUUCAAGCAUGCUGAAUCUGCAGCUAGCCUUGGGUUGCCUCAAGAGGGAUUCCUCCAUAAUUUCCCGCUAUCAGAAUGGAUGCUGUUGCACGAUUCUACCGAGCAGUAUAAGAUACGUCGCUAUGCUGGAGCAAGUCUGCUGUAUAUUCUUAUAGAGAAAAACCUCUUGCAUCUCUUCCAGAUCGAGAUCUGUCGAAGUCGGUCAAUAAAUGUCAGGGGCGGACGGUACGAUUUCCCUAUUUUCGCCGCCGUAAUCCUCGGCAACGUACAGAUGUUGGAAUCACUGCUCCGACACGGCGCUGAUCACGCUAAGAGUUGCAAAAGUACAAACAUGCUUUUCAUGCUGCUUUAG